This is a messenger RNA of Fusarium poae, 1296 nucleotides long. RefSeq lists its product as uncharacterized. The transcript is spliced from 4 exons. Lineage: Eukaryota; Fungi; Ascomycota; Sordariomycetes; Hypocreales; Nectriaceae. Bases 1 to 1296 code for a protein of 431 amino acids. The record is from RefSeq and is a predicted model, not a curated record.
AUGUUAGCUCGACAAGUCGUCCUGCGACGAGCAGCUCUGUCUCCGUACAGACCUUCGGCUCAACGAAUACUCACCUACCAAAUUCGACCUCUCGACCGGCGGAUAUCUUUUUUACCAUGGCGUCAAAAGAAGCCCGAUCUCCAAAACUACCCGGUCUAUUUUACAAACCCGAAUUCAUCUAGUCACAAUCAUCUCGGUCCUUCUAUGAGCCCAGCUGAGGAGAAAAGGAUCUUAAGAAGUUUCAAAUGGCAUUUCCGCUUUGAUCGCUUUCGUCGCUGGGCUUCUACAAUUAUUAUACUUUAUAUUUGCUGGCAAAUUUUCUGCACUGUUGUGUUCGAUCCUCUAUUUGAUUGGGCUGAUGCGGAAUGGGAAGCUUUGUCUGAUAAGGAAAAGGAAGAAGCGGAGGCUAACCAUGAUCCGGACGAGCCAUUGUUGUUUCUCCCUUUUCCGUUCACGACAGAGGAAGUCAAGCAACCCCCAUACCGAGGAUCAGAUCCGGAAUGGCAAACAUUUGUCAAAAUCAGCCAGGACAAGAAGCUCCUGCAGGAGAUCAAAAAUGGUUUGGCAAGCGAAAUCAAGCGUGGCGUGGAGAGAAAUCCUGCCUUUAACAAACUCCUUGGAGGGGAAGUAGCCGUAAGGAAAUUCUGGCUAGACAUAAUAUUCCCACCCGCCCCUCCACCUAUGCAUUACGUCUCUGGAAUUAUGAUUGACGAAGAGGGCAUCUUUUGGGGUGACCGACCCAUCGAUUCACUUGCUGCCAAUUUUCUUGCCAAAGCUCUCUACCCCAAGGCCCUUGCAAUGGGUUGCUGGACAUUUGUUAGCUUCCUGACAAAACAGGUGGCGCAAGACAUUGCGAAAAGUAUCGGUCUAAGCGAGCCUGAUCCUCCUGAAUCUGCUUGGCAGCAUGUGCCAGUGAAUAGCCUUCCUGGCACAAUGCCACAGCAAACCCCUAGGGUGGUAGUCAAACACGACGCCAAAGCGCAUCCUGCACACCUACCUCCUGGCUUCAACGAAAUCCUCGGCGCUGCAUUUGGCCCCGAUGCAAAGCUUGACCCCAGGCUCCAAGCUGCCAGCCUGGCUGGCGCAUUCGCAUUUUUGCGAUAUUGGAAACCCACAAAGACUUUACCUUCGAGGGGAUGUAUCAAGGUUGACGGUAUUGUCGAGCUAAAGGGAAAGACGGCUGUUAUGGCUGUCCUAGUUGCAGGUUACUACGAUCCCAAAACGCGCCAGUAUGUUGCCGUUCAGACCCGACUAAAGCACUUGAUGCAAUUGAGACAGCGACCUGCGCCUGGUUAG